Gracilinanus agilis (Agile Gracile Mouse Opossum) is the source of this 852-nucleotide messenger RNA. It is a transcript of the gene TMEM163, whose product is annotated as transmembrane protein 163. Bases 1 to 852 code for a protein of 283 amino acids. Gene Ontology annotation, cellular component: synaptic vesicle membrane. Gene Ontology annotation, molecular function: zinc ion binding. The transcript is spliced from 8 exons. The record is from RefSeq and is a predicted model, not a curated record. Lineage: Eukaryota; Metazoa; Chordata; Mammalia; Didelphimorphia; Didelphidae.
AUGGAGCCGGCCACAGAGAGCGAGCACGGCAGCCCCCCGGAGCCCAGUGCCCUGCAGCCUCCUGGGGGCACCUCGUCUUUAGCCACCGGCUCCCAGCCUUUCCCAGGCCGAGAGCCACCGCAGGAUGAGCGGCAUCUCCGGAUCAGCGAAAGCGGUCAAUUUAGUGACGGGUUGGAGGAUAGAGGUUUACUAGAAAGCAGCACAAGACUAAAACCUCAUGAAGCUCAGAAUUACAGAAAAAAGGCAUUAUGGGUAUCCUGGUUCUCCAUCAUUGUUACAUUGGCACUGGCAGUGGCUGCCUUUACUGUCUCCGUAAUGAGGUACAGCGCCUCUGCUUUUGGGUUUGCUUUUGAUGCCAUCUUGGAUGUUUUGUCAUCAGCAAUUGUCCUGUGGCGCUAUAGCAAUGCAGCAGCUGUACACUCUGCACAUAGGGAAUACAUAGCCUGUGUGAUCUUGGGGGUGAUAUUUCUUCUGUCAUCUAUAUGUAUAGUGGUCAAAGCCAUCCAUGACCUUUCAACAAGGCUGCUCCCAGAAGUGGAUGAUUUCCUGUUCAGUGUUUCCAUUUUAAGUGGGAUCCUAUGCAGUGUCUUGGCUGUGUUAAAGUUUAUGUUGGGAAAGGUUCUGACGAGCAGGGCUCUGAUAACGGAUGGCUUCAACUCACUUGUGGGUGGAGUGAUGGGCUUCUCCAUUCUACUCAGUGCAGAAGUAUUCAAGCACAAUGCAUCUGUCUGGUACCUGGAUGGCAGUAUAGGAGUGUUGAUUGGACUGACCAUUUUUGCCUAUGGAGUCAAAUUACUCAUCGACAUGGUGCCUCGGGUGAGGCAGACCCGCCAUUAUGAAAUGUUCGAAUGA